AGACGCCCAGUCUGUGGUCGGCCGCUGUGGAGCCAGCACGCCUGCGAGCGCCAGAGAGAGAGAGAGAGAGAGAGAGACGAGUCCCCUCCCAGAGUGACAAGUUGUGAUACCGGGCCGGCACCCUUCCGCGCGCGCGCGCGACACGCACUCCCAGUGCACGCCCGUCGCCCGUCAGUCGUCUGACGCGCUCCCCGCCGCCCCCGCCCCGCACGUCCCCGACGUGUGGCACCCCGGCGCCGUGCUGGCCGACUACCCCGCCGCCGGCUCCUUCUUCGAGGGGAGCCCGACCCUCCCCCUCGCAACGACGGCGUCGCUACCGGUUGCCACGAUGAUGGAUCCUCAGAUUCUCCCGGGAUACGUGCGCAGCGUCGAGCCGGAGUACGAGAGGACAAGACAGAUGAGUCUGCGGAGCGCCCCGUGGGGGUUUGGGGGCCCAAACAGGGUCGCCCCACGGGGCUCCAACGCCCGUCCGGGCACCCCCCAGGUAACCAGUUUGGGUAUGGAUAGUAUGGCCCUGGCUGAGCAUACGCGCUUCAACGGGCUGAUGGCACACCCCGGCGUCAACGUCAUGGCCAACGGCUUGGCCAACGGCCUCGCCAACGGCACCUCGCACACGGGGCUGGUGCCCACGGUGCCGGCCGUGCCCACGGGCUCCAUGGUGCCUGUGCAGGCCAACGGCCACGCCAGGAUGCAGAUGAAGAUGGAGGCUGCGUCGGCCGCACAGCAACAACAACAGCAACAGCAGCAGCAGCAGCAGCAACAACAGCAACAACAGCAGCAGCAACAACAGCAGCAGCAGCAACAACAGCAACAGCAGGCGGCCAUGCUGAAUGGUUGUGGACAGUCCAGCAGCGCCUCCAACGGCAGUACGUCACCCGGCAGGGUGUCCCCUUCGGCUGCGGACCCCGCACCUGGCAAGCUGUUCGUCGGCGGUCUCAGCUGGCAGACCUCGUCGGAGAGGCUAAAGGAAUACUUUGGAAUGUUCGGCACCGUCACAGACGUUCUUAUCAUGAAGGACCCCAUGACACAGAGAAAUCGUGGCUUUGGAUUUAUCACAUUUCAAGAUGCCGACACAGUUGAGAAGGUCCUAAAGGUUCCAGUGCAUACCCUCGAUGGGAAGAAGAUUGACCCCAAACAUGCAACUCCUAAAAACAGAGGACGAGUUGCCAAUCGUACCAAGAAAAUCUUUGUUGGAGGAGUUAGUCAAGACACAACAACCGAGGAAGUGAAAGCAUACUUCAACCAAUUUGGAAAGGUGGAGGAAACAGUUAUGCUAAUGGACCAGCAUACAAAGCGACACCGUGGCUUCGGCUUCGUGACAUUUGAGCAGGAGGACGUGGUGGACCGGGUAUGUGAAAUCCACUUCCACACCAUCAAGAAUAAGAAGGUCGAGUGUAAAAAGGCUCAGCCGAAGGAGUCAGUGGCUGCUGCCAACCUGGGCGUCAACGGCCUGCUCUUAGGCAAGAGGAUGUUGAUGCGGGUUGGCCCCACGGCUGCACCUACAGCUGCCACCCAGCUGGCUGCUGUGCAGGCUCAAGCCGCGGCUCAUGCGCAGGUGGCGGCGAACCAGCUGGCCGCUCAGGCGCAGGCCCAGGCCGGCUACGGCAAGCUGUUCAGCGCCUACCCCUUGGCGUCGUACCGUUAUUCACCCUACCCCCUGCAGGCGAUGCCUUCAGCGAACCCCACCCAGGCUGCUACCCCAGCCGCCCCACCUGUACCCGCCCCUGCCAACCCUUACCAAGGCUACUCACUCACAAAUGUGGACAUGUCAAGCUUCCAGGGUGUAGACUGGAGCUCAAUGUAUGGUAUGGGCAUGUACGUGUAGGAGAUCACGUAGAGAGGAUGGGGAAGGGAAGGGUUGGGGGAAGCAAUAAUUGGCAAUAACCAGUAUUAUCACGUAAUGGUACUUGCAUCUUCCAAGUUUUUGAAGUUUUUUUUCAUCCCCUUUCGUUUUUGUUUCCUUACAUUUCAUACAGUUAGUUUUUCCUCUAAGUAAGGAUAUAUUUCUCAUUGCGUAGGAAAAAUACCCAUUGUAAACCUGUAAAUUUAAGCAUAAGGAAUAUUCUUUAGAAAAAGCAAAUUUAAAUUCAUAUUUUCUUCUGAGUCUUUUCUUAACUUUUCAGUUUUUGAAAGUGAUACCUGUUUAUCUAUGGCUAACUUUUUCUCUAUGUAUUGAUUCCCCAUUUGAGUAUAUAUUGUUCUGUCAGUCUGUUGCUUUGAAGAAAGCAAACGCAGUUAAAAGUUGACAAAGCUUCAAUGCUGCUCCCAGUGUUUGUCUGUGAACUCUUUCCAAAAUAACAAUAUGUUGUAUAUUGUGCCGAAUUUUAAGCCUUCAAAAUUUUUUCAAGAUACUGCUGUGCUUUUUCAUCUAAUAUUUCAUGUCAUGGUUAAUUGUUGUGUGUAAAUUGGGUGCCAUAUGAAAAUGAUUAGUGAGCAUUGUUAUGAGAGUAUUAUCAAGAAAAUGUUUCUUGGAUCUCAAAGAUAGCAUACCUAGGUGUCAAGUUCCGUUAGUAAUCGUACAGUAUCCUAGUGUUUAUUCAAUGGGAUGUACAGAGGGGCUUGUUGUCUAGUCAUUAGCCUUAUGAGGCUACCCAAUCCCUCUGUACUGCCCCUGCUAAGACUGACAACAACAGACACUUGAUGUUUUUCUCAGUGGCGUCACAUUCAGGAUAUUUCAACUAUGGUUACAGCAUAUUUUAAGGGAUCCAGUUUUCAUUAUGUUCCCUCUCGAGUAGAAAAAAAAAAUCUCUGGUUAAUGACAUUCCAUAGCAGUCAUAAAGGGGGAGGGGAAAGACGCCUAUAGUUUGAAAAGGCUCCUCAUCAGGCCAUUUUGACUUGUUUAUGAAACAAUUCUAUUUGAACAUGUUCUUAAUUAAUAUUCAUGAUUGGUCAUAAUUUGCUGGUCAUUUUUGCUCUCCUCCCCUUUUGUUUAUUUUGUCUUUAGGGUUGUGUUCAAUUAUUUAUAUGGUUUUACCUGCGGUUCAACCAAGACCAUUUGUUUUGUUACUAUUUAUGAUUAGAUUAGUUCUCCGCAUGAUAUUUAUCUCCAAUAUGUGGACAUGAGCAUUGGAGUUCAAUCCUUAUCUGUAAAGAUUUAAAAAAAUCCACGUAAGCUGUGAUCAUAAGUAUUUUAUUUUGUUUUAAAAGUUAAAGAAGUACAAAUUGGCAAGUGUUCUUAUUUAUUUCUUUUUUUUUUCCUUUUAAAACCCUCUACUAAAGAGGUAUGCUGGCUAGUUACUUAAUUUAUUUCUUUUCCCACUCAGCAAUCUUUGUGAGAUUUUUUCCCCAGUGAAAUUGCUGAUGUAUGUAAUUAUUAGGUCAUGAUCCUCUGUUUUUGUGUUGGAUGUUUAUGACCAAUACCAGUGUUCUCUUCUUUUAGCCCUUAAACACUAAUGGGCAGACUAUUUUAUUAAAUAGUUUGAGGUGUUUUCCUUAGCUUUGCUAUCUCUUCAUUAUACCUACUUGUGCAUUUGUCUUGCACCCAAUUUUGAUGGAUAUGUGUGCAGGCAUCUCUUUUCUGAACUACUUCAGAUCAAUUGUUAUUCAUUGAUAGUCAUUUUGUAUUAGGUAUAUAAGUCAAAGAAGGUCAUUGAAGUAUUAGGAAGACAUAAUGAUACAAUACUCUUUCUGAUACCAAUAGUAGUGCUAGCACCAUUCUCUGCAAAACCUUCAAACUUUGAAUCUAUUUAUUGAAACUUCUUGAUAGAGCUAUUUGAGUGGAUGGAAAAUGGAUAGGAGAGGCGAAACAAACUUUCUGCUUUAUAUUAUUUCAAGUGUGCUAGGCUUAAGGUAAGAUGCUUUUUCUUGUACUUAACACACUAUAGUGUGAAUGUAUAUUAAUUCCAAAGAGGGUUUUAGCAGAGAAUUUCCAUGAGUGAUGUGGUAAUCAGUUCCCAACCACCCGUAUUAUGCCACACUCUGAAAACAAAAACUUUACACUGAAAGCUUUAAAGUUUGAAUCAUUGUACCCUUGGGUUAUUGUCUCUGUAUUCAUUUUCCUUGUUCAUUUUCCCAUUUGUAUGUGGGUGACAAUAUACUAUAAACAAUAUUGAACAGCAAUAAGUGUUUGAAAAAGAUCGCAGAUGUGAAAACCCUCUAUUUUUGUAUUUAAUUCAAGAUAAGCGAAUAAAGUUUGUCUUAUUUCUUUAAUGCUCUUGUGGUGUUAACUUGCACCGGUAAUGAUUAUUCUGAAGUUGGUGCAGACAAUGUUUUGUCUUAUCAAUUUGCCAUUCGGCCUUCUCCCAUGACUGUUUUUAGUUUAGCUCCAAUAUUUGGUGGUUUGUUGGAUUUUAAGGUUGUAGAGAUAAAUUACACCUGAUAAAUAGUUACUUUAGAGUUAGAUGUUCUUUUGUAGUUAUGUGUGUAGAAAUAGGCUGGUGCUGGAUGGCUCGGACAUUUGCCAUCUAGCUGAGGAAAAUUAUGCACAUGUAGAUGGUUUCAAAAUAAAUGUAGUUUGAGUAGAAA
Molecule: messenger RNA, 4464 nt
Organism: Frankliniella occidentalis (western flower thrips)
Lineage: Eukaryota; Metazoa; Arthropoda; Insecta; Thysanoptera; Thripidae
Product: RNA-binding protein Musashi homolog Rbp6-like
Exons: 6
Coding region: 329-1825 (498 amino acids)
Cellular component (GO): cytoplasm
Molecular function (GO): RNA binding
Source: RefSeq, a predicted model, not a curated record